AAUUUUCUGUUUGCCAUAUUUUUGUGGGAAAAGCUGUUAUCAUGAGAGCUGUAGUUAUUUGCAGACUUAUCAUACUAGCAGGUUUUUGCAGCAAAAUAAAAUUCUAAAUAAUACAGCUCAUAUUGCUUCAAGCAUUGAAUGCUUAUUUUUGGACGUCGUUGGUCUUGUAACACACCAAACGAUGCGGAUAAAUUGAAUACCGCGUGUUAGGCAUUCAGUGCUUAUAUUUAUAUUCAUACUGAUGUCAAUUUGUAUGGAAUAAUUGUGUAUCGUCGCUUUAAAGCCAUUAUAUUAACAUCUACCAAGUAUUAUUUCCUCUAUUUCUGAUGAUGUCAGACUCAAGUUUUUUAUAAGACUGUUUAUUUUUAUCUACCGCACUGUUGUACAUAAACAAUAAUUUAGUUACCUCUGCCUACUUUUCGAAGAAUUUUAAGAAAGAUGUAAAUAGAAACAAACAAAAUAAUAUGUUUUUUUUUUGUUAUUCAUACCAUUUACAAAGGUAAAGCGACUUUGCAGAAAAAAACAUAGCCCACUUACGUAAGGUAUGUUAUUUUUUGUUUGACAAUUUAGCUACCUUCAUUUGCCGCAUGAACCACUAAAAAAUUUUUGUAAAAAAAACGUUUUGCGUCAUUCUUACAUUUUCUCCAUUGCCAGAAAAAUGUUUUAUAUAAAAUCCAAGGAAAACACAUUACAACUGCAUUCACUGACCCAAAGACAGAUAAUAUAAAAUAUCAUAAAACGAUAGUAUUUAGCGGGCACAUUAUUUAAAAAAUAAAAUUUUCUAAGUUGGUGAUUCAUUCGGGGUAGCGACAUACAUAAUCCGCGGUAGCGGGUUAUGUAAUUUUUUUUCUGCAAUGAUCGCUAAAGCAUUUUAUUGUUUAUGUUCAAAUCUUUCUUUUAACUGAUUUAUAAAUUGAUUAUGAAAAGUUAGUAAAAUUCACUAAAUUACUGUUAAUGUACAUAAGUACGUCAGCUAUAAAAGAAACAGCCAAGUCGUCUCCUGUGAGACUUUGAGUCUGACAUCGUCAUGGUUAUUUCAGGCAUCAUGGCAGGCUUCGAACAAUCGAUAAACAGAGCGUGUCAAUUUCAGUUCUGGCAGUUUCUUGUCAGUUUCACCUGCUGUAGUUUUCGACCAACCGAUAACCGGGUUCGUAGAUUUCAGUCUGGCUGUUUCUAUGGAACUUUGAAUGAACUAUAAGUUUCCGUAAGAAAUGGAGGAAAUAAUACCUGGUAGAUGUAAAUAAAUACUAAUAUUUCAAAUACUAACAAAAAUAUAGUCUAUAUUGGAAUAUUCGAUGGAAAUUUACAGCCCAUUAAAACUUCUUUAAAAAUGACCUGAUAAGCAAAUCUAUAAGAUCUAUGUCGCCAAGACCUGAGAAAGACCCGUUGACAGUGAUUAACUUGGUUUCCUAUUAUCAUAUGCAUUAGAUAUUCUACUGUUCAAACUUCGAUCGAUCAAGGACUAAUCAACGCAACGUAAGCAGAAAAAGUGUAUAUAGAAGACACCAACAACCGAUGUAAAAAUAAUUAAAAGCUGCGGAUCAUUAAGGUCAUUAACAGUGCCUCUAUAACAGUUUUUUGGAAAGGUUUUUUUAAACAGCAAUAUAAUUUAGAUAACAUACUAUCUUUGUUAGAACAGGUGUCGUUAUUCAGUAAAAUCUUUUCAGAAAAUAGUACUACUUGUCUCUUUGGUGCUUUGUCAUUAUGACGUGGCAUCCUCUCCUUUAAGAGUAACAUAUCCGAAAUCAUCUCCACACGGAAAGGAUACUCAUGUAUUGCACUUCUCAGAUGACCUCAUUAUGUUGAAGCUUGACCGCUUAAUUACGCAUAAAGACAACAAUACGGUCAUGGAGGAAAGAUACGAAACUACACAGUGUUCAUAUGAAAACGACUGCAGAAAAUGUUCUUCGAUUUACAUGGGGACUCCCGGAAAUCUAUAUAUUACACGUGUGACAGAAAAUUGCUAUGUUAGUCACAUAACCCCUCAGAAUAAUGUAGCCGUCUUUUUCAAUAACAAUCGAACUUCUCAACACUUCUUUGGCGACCGCUGUUGUGAGGGCGAAAGACAAGUUUUCUUUAGAAUUGAAACUGUUAAUACGGGUGUUGAAACGACAAAGGAAACAUUUCAAGAAACAACAGGCGUUUAUGUUCCUAAAAUAACGAUACCAGAAGACAUAUCAUCGUCUGAUAUCACGCCAUCAACAUGGUUGCCAAUUUUACUUGGAACAUUUGGAUUUCUGUUCCUACUGGCUUUUAUCUUAAUCAUCAGAAUGUGUUGUACAAGAUCAAAAAGAUGCAAGACAGAAAGAAGAGGCAUAAGCGAUGCUGCAGUGGUAAAAAUGAACAACACACCGGAGUACUCUACCAUUGAAAAGACAAACGAUUCAUUAAAUGGUGGACAAGUAUUGGUAAACUUCGGAAGAGAUUGUUCUAACAGUCAAGAAAAUUCUCCUUCCGAUAGCAAGCAUAACCUGCACGAUGAUGAGAAUGGAGUGUAUAACUCUUUAUUCGAGAUACAAGAGAACACAGGGAAAAACUGCGAUCCAUUGUACAAUCACAUGUGUGAAUUUGAUUUUGCUUACAAUGACUUUCAUUUUUCUGAAGAAUGCACGAGAGAAAUGGAAAAUGCUGAAUAUUCAUCUAUAGAAAUUGAGAGGGGUUAA
Magallana angulata is the source of this 2663-nucleotide messenger RNA. RefSeq lists its product as uncharacterized. The transcript is spliced from 5 exons. The record is from RefSeq and is a predicted model, not a curated record. NCBI's taxonomy places the organism in Eukaryota, Metazoa, Mollusca, Bivalvia, Ostreida, Ostreidae. Bases 1800 to 2663 code for a protein of 287 amino acids.